CUCUCCCUUGUCAUCCAUGACCCGGCACGCUGAGAGCUCCGAGUUCCUCGCCGCGGCCAAGACAGAAGCUGCGCGUGCGGUCGAGCACCGUAAAAAGGUGCUCGAACACGUCGGAGCCGAGGCCUUCACCGUCGACGACUUCCACAAGGAGGAGCCGGGCGACUGGAAGCACACGACCGGGCGUUCCGACGUGACACCGGCGGAGCUGCAGCUCGGCAAGCGGUGCCACGGCGCGCAUGUCGAGACUCUGUCCGCCGACAUCACGCCAGCGGGCUCGCACUACCUCCUCAUCCACUUUGACGUGCCGCUCAUCGACCCGAGCGCAUACCGGCUCAAGAUCCACGGCCUCGUCGACAAGGAGGUGAGCCUGUCCCUCGCCGACAUCAAGAGGCGGAAGGCACAGACCGCCUCCGUCCUCAUGGCUUGCGCCGGCAACGGGCGGAUGGGCCUCACGGAGCGCUUCACCUCGCACGUGCCUUGGGGCCCCGACGCGUUUGGCUGCGCCGACUGGACGGGCUGCUCGCUGGCGGAGCUGCUGCAGGAGGUCGGCGUCAAAGACGGUGCGGCGCAGGUCAUCUUUACGGGCGCGGACAAGGGCGUCGAGUGGAACACCGUCGACUACUUUCGCCGCUCGCUGACGGUCGAGCAGGCGAUGACGGGCCACGUUAUGCUCUGCUGGCAGAUGAACGGCGCGGACUUGCUGCCGUGCCACGGCGCGCCGGUGCGGAUCAUCGUGCCGGGCUGGUACGGCAUGGCCUCGGUCAAGUGGCUCACCUCGAUCGAGAUCACCUCGGGCGGCUGGUGGGGGACCGAGAUGGACGUGUACUGCUACCGCCGCUCGCGGCUCGACCCGACGCCGCUGCCGAUCGAGCAGCUGCCCGUCCGCGCAAUGAUGGCGCCGCCGGGCCACCCGGACUUUUACUCGCGCACGCGGCUGCUCGCGCCGGGCGUGGUGCGCGUCCGCGGCAAGGUCUGGGCCGGCGCCGUCGACAUCGACUACGUCGAGUUUUCGAGCGACGGCGCAAAGACGUGGCAGAGGGCAGAGGUGGGCGACAAGUCGGGCGCCUUUGGGUGGGCCGCGUGGCACUUUGACUGGGACGCGAAAACGGAAGGGUCGUACGUCCUCUCUUGCCGCGGGGUCGACGCCGCCGGCCGGACGCAGGACCCGCUCUGCGACGACCAGUUCAACUACACGGGCAUGGGCUCCACGCAGCCGCAGCUGGUCUACGUCCGGGUGACGGCGGACAUCGAGACGGUUGGAGGCAGCAUCAACCUCGAGGUGGAGGAGGAGGCGGCCAAGAAGCCGGAGGUGAUGGAGAAGGCGCAGUGGGACGGCCUCUACCGCGCACCUGGCAGCCAGUAGCCCGGCUUGAGCCGACGACUGUCCACUGCAGCUGCUUGCUUGGCACUUACCUGCUACCUCGGACCCUGCACCUGUACCUGUCCGUUGCGCCGUUGGAUUGCGCCGCUGGAGGGUCUCGUGCUGCUGUACAACUCCUUGCCCCCACUGCGCCGCGGAGACGAGAGAGAGGCCCGUCCGUGCAUGAUUGCGCUUGCGAUCAGUACCGCGUAGAGUAGUGUCUCGACCUGAGUGUCUUGACCGGCCGCGGCGCACCGGUCGUAGAGAGCCGCGUGGUAGAGAGGGGACGGAUGUUUUUGAUUUUAUGUAUGUAAAAGAGGGAAGGUGA
Emiliania huxleyi CCMP1516 is the source of this 1688-nucleotide messenger RNA. RefSeq names its product sulfite oxidase. NCBI's taxonomy places the organism in Eukaryota, Haptophyta, Isochrysidales, Noelaerhabdaceae. Bases 17 to 1363 code for a protein of 448 amino acids. Gene Ontology annotation, molecular function: oxidoreductase activity. The transcript is spliced from 6 exons. The record is from RefSeq and is a predicted model, not a curated record.